CGCCCCCUUCAAGUUUAUCUCUUAAACAUAUCUCGCUGCAAUCGAUGAAACAAUGUCCGGUAUCCCCUGUCAUGAGCAAGGGCCGCGUAUGGGCAAAGGCCGAAUACGAACACGGCCGCUUAAAUCAGCCACCUGAUCAUCAUCGCCCGCCUUACCUCCUAUUAUGUAGGUACAGUAUGGCUGCGAUCGAUCUGGUCGACCGCAGCAUCGGCCAGGCUCUGACAGGUUUGUCUGCGCCGGGCAGUCUGCUGAACCCAUGUCAAACAUGCCAGGGUCCAGGCGGUGGAUGAUUUCUGCUGGUCCAACCGCCAGCUCUCUCAAGCAUGUGGCGUCAUCUGACAUGUUGUUAUGGCCCAAGCAAGGCUGACGAUCGUGUCGAGCCUCGUCCUUCGCGGCUUGGAUGCUACGUCACCCUCAGACCGCACAGAAACCGGAUUCAGGGCACGACACAGUACCACCACCACGGCUGCCACCAUGAAUAGAUAAGUACCCUUGAUCUGCUGGCUUUGGGAUCAGCUUUUCGUCCAGCAUUCCUAGACAGCAACAUCAUUUACCUCGCCGAGAACAAACAAUCCCUGCAACACUGUUAAACUACCUGUACAACCAAUCACAUCAGAGUGCCAUAUCAUUGACCACGAACACCAUUCACAAUGCCUCUCUUUGGACACAAGAACAACGCUCCAGUCGAGCCCACUCCGAAUACUGCUCGCACUCGACACUCGACAUCGUCCUCCGACGCCAGUGCCAGCGGAUCGCGAGGCCUCUUCGGCAGCCGUCGCCGCUCCUCGUCGUCCGACAUGCACAACCCGCAACGGUCCAACACCACCGGCAAGCGGACCUCAGGGGGUCUGUUCAACCGACACAGCGUGGAGGAUCCGUCGAUUGUGGAUGCACGCCAACGAGUUGCUCAGGCAGAGCGAGCUGAGCAAGAAGCCGACCGUGCUCUGGUCCAGGCCAGAGCCGCUGUACGAGAUGCCCGGGAACAUGUCAAGGUUCUAGAGCAAGAGGCUGCUGAAGAGGCCCGUUUGGCAAAGAUCAAGCAGCAGAAUGCCAAAGACAUCUCCAAGAGAGCCAAGCCACUGGGUCGACAUGAUCGAUACUAAAACUCUCGCUAAUGCCAACGACCCUGAUGCUUCGAGCGGACGUAUGUAAUGGCGCAAGUCAUGUUCGAUCACAUGGUGUUGUCCAUAGGCAAUGAUUAACUUUGCCUGUUCGUUUUGCGGAGAAUGAAGUGAGCGUACUGUUGGACUACGAGCAUUGUACAACCACCUGAUUACAUAGUACCUGAUUUGUAUACUAUUUAGACGAACAAUAUUCACAGAUGCCCGUUUUCGCUCAA
Molecule: messenger RNA, 1339 nt
Organism: Exophiala dermatitidis NIH/UT8656
Lineage: Eukaryota; Fungi; Ascomycota; Eurotiomycetes; Chaetothyriales; Herpotrichiellaceae
Exons: 3
Coding region: 651-1103 (150 amino acids)
Source: RefSeq, a predicted model, not a curated record